This is a messenger RNA of Gambusia affinis (western mosquitofish), 3722 nucleotides long. It is a transcript of the gene fam163ab, whose product is annotated as family with sequence similarity 163 member Ab. Bases 574 to 1065 code for a protein of 163 amino acids. NCBI's taxonomy places the organism in Eukaryota, Metazoa, Chordata, Actinopteri, Cyprinodontiformes, Poeciliidae. The transcript is spliced from 5 exons. The record is from RefSeq and is a predicted model, not a curated record.
UGCUCUCAGCUUUUGCCUCUAAGUCCAUCACUUGUUGGAUGUUUAUUUUAUUUCAAUGUUUUCAGCAUUUUUUAAAAUAUUUCCUUUGGUCUAUUUAUUUACAUCUGUAUCUUCCCGUGAAGAUCAGAAGGUGAACCCGUAGCUUUAAAGGCUACAUACGCGUAAAAAGGCGCUUGUCCCGAAGUGUCUCUGUCCUCUGACCCGUCUGGUUGUGCACCUCCGGUCCUGGAUGUCUCUUCGCUGGUCAGCCUGAACUGCUGUGUGUUGGUUCCUCGGACUGUAGGGGUUUGUGUUUGUUUCGCAGCGGCGGCGUGCGCGCCGGACUCCGGCUCAUCCUUGGAGAAGUUCCGCCGCAGUCCCAUGCCCAGCGCUCCUCUGCGGCUGAGAUAAGGAUGCUGGCGGCUUUUCUCGGUCUGGAUCCACUGGGUCUCUUCGAGAUGCACUGUCCGAACAUCUGAACCAGAUAUGUUCAUAGAGAAUUUCCUUUGACUGAAGUUCAAACCAAAUAACUUCCAAACACUCCCCUGAUGUGUUAAGCUACUUUGCUGAACAGUUUGAUGGAGAGCUGGUCGGAUGACAGCUGGAACUGUUGUCAUAACUGGAGGAAUACUGGCCACAGUGAUACUUCUGUGUAUCAUAGCCGUGCUCUGCUACUGUAGACUCCAGUACUACUGCUGUAAGAAGAAUGGGUCUGACAGUGGCUCCCUCUCUCAGCAACACUUUGCUUGCAACGCCUGCAGCAUCACUGGCCUGGACGGCCCAAUCAUCACCCCUCUGUCACUGUCGCCACCAGAGCCGGCCAAAUCCUUUAACCCCACCAAACCUACCAUGGGGCAACACCGCUACUGUCCCACCUGCUCACCCUAUGACUCGCCCUUCUACAUCCGUACCACGGACGAGAUGCGCAACGGUGGAGAUCGCGUCACCUACAUGCCAACACACUAUGAGAACCAGGCGCUGGCGAUGCCGCUGCCCGCUGUCCGAGGCUCCAUGCUGAGGGAAAGCCAGCGCGGUCACCCUCCUGAUUUCUACACCAACACCAGAGCCAUCAGCACCGAGGUGUGACCACCUCUACACACCAGCGCCACUGAAAAGACACAACCACUAUUGUAGAUUUUGGCUUCCACUGCAGAUGCCAGUGAGUUUGUGGAGGCAACACAUUUAGGAUCAAUCUGGGUUGUAAUGGAAAUAACUGAGGAUUGCUUUAGCUGAAGCUGGAGAUGAAAAAUAAGUUCCUCCUUAUUUUCAAAAAAGAACUGGUCCUCUAAAUGUCCAAACAUGUACCUAGUGGAAGGGUACGCCUGCUGACUGUUGAUGGAUCGCUUUCCCCUGAGGAGUAACUAGAUCCAUGUACGACUUUCUUGUGCUAUGUAUCUUCUUCCAAAGUUUACUGUGAUGAGAUGUAUGGAUAAGUUUAAAACAGACUGAAACUUUUGUCAGCUAUUUUUUUUAAGUAGUUGACAAACAGAAAAGUUUGUGGAUUUAUGCAAGCAUGAGGUGUGGCAGUGUGCAGCAGAGGACACCUGGAUUUGAAUCCUCUAUGCAAGGUCUUCAGUCAGCAUCAUAGCUUUUCAUUUCCAGGCGUCUCCUUUCAGCAGUUUUUUUGGUGAACAGGUUAUCUGGGAUAUGUUGUUGACAACUUGUAAGAUGUAAUGAUUCUAUACAUGUAGAUAGACAUGAAAAACUUUUGAUAGCACUAUAUUAUGCAACCUGUACUAAAGGGCUACUUUCUUGGUACUUACAGGUUAGUUUCCUGGAAAAUAAAGGUUUUCUUUGGAACUUACUGGUUACGAUCCCAGAUCCUACAGCAAGUGGAGGAGUUAGAGGUAACUUUCCUGAAAUACUCACGAAGCUGAUUCUACUUAUUAGGUACUUUUCUCCAACCUACUAUGUACUAAUUAUUCUGAAAAGAGCACUUUCUCGGUUCUGGGAAAGUAAUCAGAACAUUUCCUAAAGGAUUUGGAACAGUACCUGGUCAAUUUAAGUUUAGGAAACUUCCAAGAAAACGCCUUGUAUAUUCUGAAAACUUACCACUACGUUCCAGGAACAUAGCUAGUAUGUCCUGGGAAAGCAAACUGCAAAACCCAACAAAGUAACCAGCAAGUUCCAGUAAGUUCGAGUACAGAAAGGGCUGCAGUGUGUAGUGUUACCAAAUCUUUUAAAACGAAAACUGAAACAUGGCGUUUCAAUUCUUUCUUAACAUGUAGCUAAACACGACAGAGCCUGAGCCCUCAAUCUGCUUAAAAUUAACCCAGCAACUUUCUUUUGUCUGAAAAAGAUGCAAAAAAGUUAUGUAAAUAUUUACCUGAAAGCAAUCUCUUGAUUCCACCGUGUGAAAGAUGGUGAUGCAAGCAGGAAUCUGAACAUUAGGAAUAAGGGGGUUUGAUUUACUGGUUUUAGGGAUUUCUUCUAUACUCCAGCGUAUUCUACACUUAUACUUGUCUACUCUCAUAUUAAAUAUCAGACAAUUUGACUGAAAGGAAUUAGAUAUACACCUUCUUUUUAUUGACAACUUCCCAUUGAAAAUUACAUUUUGUGUGACAUCGGUCUUCUGUCUACAGCAUGGUUGAAGAUUUGGAGCAAUAAACCUUAAUGAUUUGACAGGUGUGAACAAGAGUUAAGGCCAAUUUAGAUGGGUCUGAUGUUAAAAAUGCAAAUAUAAACUUCUGUAACCUCUUUCCAGCUGUGGUGUAGAUGACAUUUAUCUCUCAGUGAUAUUUUCUAAAUGCUUCUUUGUGAAUUAAGGAUGACCCAUUUGAAUCACAGCUGGAUUUAAAUCACAAAUUAACUAAAAUUACACCAAAUGAAGUUCACUAAUAAGCUAUAAUAUUUCAGAUCAAGGUGAUUCUGUAAAAUACGCUAACCCAAUGUGGAUGUAAUCUUGAACAGCUUUGAUGUCCUUCAAUUAUUUAUGUAGUGUAGCAACUAUAUAUUUUAAUGUUUACUUAACAUGUUAUAUUUAAAAAACUAAAAAAAAAAGUUUUUAAAUGUGGUUUGAAAAAAAAUUGUACAUCAUAACAGUAAAAAAUGAAUAUCUGAUGGUGUUAACUUUUGACAAUUAAAUAUUUCUAAGUCUAUAAAUCGACUCUUCAUUAUUGUAUGUCUUGUAAAUAAACAUAGGUAAAAAACUCAACAAUAAGUUGCAUUUAAAAUUUUGAACGGUGUUUCUAGCUGGAAAUAUGUGGAAGUUCUUAACUGAAACCGCUCAAAGUUUUCAGCAGAUUUUUCAGAAAUGAUGGGAUGUGCCAUUAAUUUCAAUGGGGCCAAAGAUGAUUACAAAAUAUUUGUCAAUACCAAAAGACAAAGCUGUAAUGUCCUGACUGAGCUGAAUAUGGUAAAAGUUGAAUGGUUGAAGUAGCACAAUUCAGUAGUUAAGUGGUGAAAAGUGUACAGAAAAACUGGAGGAACUCCAGAAAGACAUUUUUCUGCCAGACAUUAACGCAUCAAACGACAACAACAUGGGAGUCAAUGUGCCUCCCACCAUCAUGGCCCAUUUACUACAUCCACCAGGCACAGACAUUAAGAAGACUACAAUCUGAAUAAAAUCCUCUUUUUUUUGUGUGCAAUUUUCUGAAUUCCUUAUUAUAGUUUAUACAUUACAAAUGUAAGUUCACAUUUUGAUCCAGAUAUCUGUUCCAAUAUCUUUGUUGGCACGUACAUUAGCGCGCUUCAUCAGUUAGCUACCUCUGUUUUCAUCACCUGAUUAAUAAAAAUUCCUUCCA